This is a messenger RNA of Fasciola hepatica (liver fluke), 255 nucleotides long. The record is from the annotation of a GenBank genome assembly. Lineage: Eukaryota; Metazoa; Platyhelminthes; Trematoda; Plagiorchiida; Fasciolidae.
AUGAAAACUCUCUUACUUUGGGGAACAAUCUUGCUGCUCAUAUGGCUUUGCGUGGCCGAAGGGGAUGGAGAAGGUAAAUCCACAACAGAAACAACGAGAUCAUCAACAACUGGGUCUACCACACAAACUACUGGAUCAUCAACAACUGGGUCUACCACACAAACUACUGGUGGUUCAACAUCUGAAUCCACAACGGAAAGCACCGGAUCAUCAACAACUGGGUCUACCACACAAACUACUGGUGAGAUAUCAUAA